Gossypium raimondii (Peruvian cotton) is the source of this 1327-nucleotide messenger RNA. Its product is annotated as transcription factor MYB17. The transcript is spliced from 3 exons. The coding region runs from base 167 to 1054 and encodes 295 amino acids. The record is from RefSeq and is a predicted model, not a curated record. Lineage: Eukaryota; Viridiplantae; Streptophyta; Magnoliopsida; Malvales; Malvaceae.
UGCCUUCUUUUAAAACCCAUCUCUUUUCACCCUCUUCUUGUACUUCUUUUUAUGAUUCUACUUUAUAGCGUUUCAUCACUCAGAAACACCCCCACUCAGCCUUCUUAUUCAUUCUGAAAAUUGGUGUUGUUUUGGCAUUCUGAAAUCAUAAAUUAGGGAAAAGGGAAUGGGGAGGAGGCCAUGUUGUGAGAGGAAAGGUUUGAAGAAAGGGCCAUGGGGUCCUGAAGAAGAUGAGAUACUUAUAAAUUACAUCAACAAACAUGGCCAUGGAAGCUGGCGUUCUCUUCCUAAGCUUUCUGGUCUUCGUCGUUGCGGCAAGAGUUGCCGGCUUCGGUGGACAAAUUAUCUUAGGCCUGACAUAAAACGCGGCCCCUUCACUCUUGACGAAGAGAAGCUUGUCAUCCAGCUUCAUGCCAUUCUUGGAAACAGGUGGGCAGCCAUUGCUUCUCAAUUACCAGGACGAACUGAUAAUGAGAUCAAGAACCUAUGGAACACUCACUUGAAGAAACGCCUGCUUUGCAUGGGUGUUGACCCACUGACCCACGAGCCGUUCACCUCUGGCGGUCCAACCACCAGACCACGUUCAUCUCCUGCCACCCGUCACAUGGCUCAAUGGGAGAGCGCUAGGCUGGAAGCGGAGGCUCGCCUUUCCAAGGAGUCACUCUUCUUCAAUUCACCACCAACGUCGGUGAAACCUGACCCUGACUUUUUCCUACGCUUAUGGAAUUCCGAAGUUGGAGAAUCGUUUCGGAAAUUGAACGGAGAAGCUAAAGCCGAUUGCAGAAGCCCUAUUUCUCAAGCCUCUUCAUCCACAAAAUGUGGGUCGGUUUCGGGUGUCACCAUUGAUGUUGGGCCCAUCGCAGCAGGGUCUUCAACCCCUAAAAGCAGUCGGACUGAGGAUCCCAUCAUGUUCGAUGCAUCUUUCUCAUCAAGUUCGAACGAGUCCGAAGAUUCAUCAGACACUGCGCUGCAACUGCUGUUGGAUUUCCCCAUUAACAAUGACAUGAGCUUCUUGGAUGAUGUUGAUACUUACGCUACACCCCCGCAAUGUUGACUCAAAUAUCAAUCUCAAGGCAUGAUUUGUAUAAAUAUUUUGCCACUGAAUAUUGAACCCAGUUUUAGAGCCUAAGGCAACUAUAUGGUAAAUUUUAUAUUGCCUAUUAAGGUGAUGCCAUGAUUGAACCUAGUGUUUAUCACACAUAUAUAGUAUAAUAUAAAUAGUAGUUAUAACGUUUGGAACUUUUAAUAUGGGAUUUUGCAGGUUGUUUGCAUAUUUAAUUAACUGUAAUGGAGGAAAUGUAUGAGAAUUCUGAUCAUUGAGCCUAUG